AUGUCAAUUGCUGAAGACUUGGGGGUCACCCUCCACGCCGGCCUCCUCAGCGUCCUGGCCCUCUCCACCCCCCCUCGCGAACGGCCAGCCCCGCCGGACCAGCCCGUCCUCUUUGCCUCCCCCCAGGCUGUCAAACGCCGCUGCAGCGUGGACAAGCCGCUCAGCACCAAUCUUCCCAGGCUCGGGCUCGCCCAACUCGGCUACCACAACGCCCUCGCCAUCCUCCCCAUCGACCUCCGCCUUUCCACCCAGCUCAGCCACCUUGCCGCCGCCGAACUCCGCCUGCUCCUCGAGCCCUUUGGACCCCACGUCCAGCCCAGCCUCACCUCCACCGCUACACCGCACUCGCCGCAGCCCAACUCCUCCUCCAGCCAGAAGCUCCAAGCCCAUUCUCGCCUGCACAUUCAAACCACCCCCGGGCACUCGCGCGACAUCCCAAGCCCCUCUCGACCCCCCGCGAACGCAGGAGCCUCGAUCAGCUCGCGCGCGCCCUCGCCUCCCCUCCAUCCCCUUGCCAACCCAGCCCCCAUCGAGCAAGGCCAGCCCAGCCUCCCCGCGCCCUGCAAACCCCUCAAUGAAGUCCCUGGUUCUUCACCGCCAGAGAUCCUCCCAGCUUCCGGAUUUACCCCCAGGCGUGCACAAGCCCAACCACCCUGCCCGUCCAGCCUAACUAUGUCCUCCCGCCCCGCGCCGGCCUCUCCACCUCACUUGCCCUCCUGCUCCCCGCACAACUUGCACCAUUCUCCCUUAAGCUAUGUCAAACAAUUGAUCCAACGGAAAUUUGCUGAACAAAAGGCUGAACUUGCCAUGGGCAACCACUCUGCUACCCUCAUCUCAACAACCACCAUCCAACUAUUGCCAACCAAUUGA
Molecule: messenger RNA, 870 nt
Organism: Puccinia triticina
Lineage: Eukaryota; Fungi; Basidiomycota; Pucciniomycetes; Pucciniales; Pucciniaceae
Exons: 4
Coding region: 1-870 (289 amino acids)
Source: RefSeq, a predicted model, not a curated record